CGAGAGAAAAAAGCAGAAGCUUCUUCGGAGAGGAGUAGGGACGGGUAUAAAGGCUGCCAAGUCCACUCGAGUGCUCCACAGGGUUGGAAAACGCGCAGCCCGAACCAGUGCAUGUCGCAACAACACUCCUUGCGCAACACAGACGAUAGAGAGCCCUAGGAUGGGUGGACUUUGGUUGCUGGCAGCGUGCGUGCUGCUGGCGUUCGCCCCCGGCGCGCCGCAGUUCCAGCGAGGCGCCGUCGAGCACAUGCCCGAGAGACAAAACGAAUUCCCCGAGACGUCGCAGGUGCUCGAGAAGAUCCAAUUGCCCGGCCUGGGAACGCGCCGACUGCCCCUUCGCGCCGCCGUCGAGCACCACUUGACUGCUCAAGAGCGAGCUCAGCAACACAUUCCCCUGAGAGAGGCGGUCGAAAGUCGGCCCUUCGGAAUCCUCGAAAGGCAACAGGCGCAGGCCUAUUCAGCGGAAAAGGAGCUGCAGGAAAACCAGGAGAUUGACGAUGUCAAUGCACAAAUCCCAGGGCAAGAACGUUACCCGAUCGGAAUCAGCCCCAUCAGCGACUAUCGCGUCGUGUGCUACCUCGAAAGUUGGGCCGCGCAUCGACGGGAACCGAUGAAGUUCUUCACCAAGGAGUUCAACCCUUUCGCGUGCACCCACCUGAUCUACGCGUUCGCCUCGCUGGACCCUCACACACUGAAGAUUGUUCCGCAGGACGAGGAGUUUGACAUUGUGAAGGGCGGUUACAAGGCGGUGAUGCAGCUGAAGGAAGUGAACCCUUCGCUGAAGGUGAUGGUGUCUGUCGGGGGCUGGGUGGAGGCGGCGCGGCGCUUCUCCGAGAUGGCGAGCAGCGCGUCGAGCCGGCGCGAGUUCAUCCGCUCGGUCGUGCACUUCCUCGACGAGCACAACUUCGACGGGCUGGACCUGUUCUGGGAGUUCCCGGGGGCCAAGGACCUCGGCGCCAAGGCCAGCGACCGCGACAACCUGGUGCUGCUGGCCGAGGCGCUGGCCGAGGUGUUCGCCCCCAAGGGCCGCCUCCUCUCGGCCGCCGUCGCCUCCUCGCGCUUCCGCAUCGAGGACGGCUACGACGUGCCCCAACUCGCCAGGCACGUCGACUUCUUCAACGUCAUGAGCUACGACCUGCUCAACGAACGCGACAAGGCCGCCUACCACCCCUCGCCCCUCUACAGAAGGGCGCACGACCAGGGCAUCGGCGUCUUCCUCAAUGUUGACUACGCAAUUCAAUACUGGCUGCGAAAAGGCGCACCGAGCCGCAAACUGACUCUGGGUCUUCCCUUCUUCGGACGCACCUUCACCCUUCAGGACGCCAACGUCUUCGCCCCUGGCUCGCCCAUCAGCGGCCCAGGCACCGAGGGAAAAUACACUUUGCAAAGGGGAUUCAUGUCGUACUUUGAGAUUUGCGAAAAACUGGCCGAGGGAAACGGAGGCGAGCGCUGGAUGGAAUUCACAGACGAAGUGGGCAGUCCGUAUAUGGUCAAGGGCAACCAGUGGAUUGGCUACGACGACCCCAAGAGCGUCAAAAAUAAGAUGGAUUAUGUGAAAAAGUACAACUUGGGCGGCGCCAUGGUGUGGGCUGUCGACAUGGACGACUUCCUCGGCUUCUGCGGCCGCAAAUACCCCCUUUUGUCUGCGGUCAACGAAGGAUUGAAAGCAACCCCUAGUCAAAAACCGGUGACGAGUGCGCCUGUAGUCGCGGCCCCUCCACCCCCUCCACCUACGAGGCCCCCGGUUGAGGCCGUGGAGGCUGGGGAGGCGGCCAUGGUGGUGCCGACCCCCGGCCAGGAAAUCGUCACCAUCGGACCUGGAAACUCGUGCAAGGGACACGGAUACGCGCGCGAACCAACAAACUGCCGCGUCUACUACAGAUGCGAGUGGGGCGUGAAAACGACUUACGUUUGUCCCGAAGGACUUCACUACGACGCCGCCCUGAAUUUGUGCAACUGGCCAGAAAUGGCAGGUUGCGAACAGGUGGUGCUCAUUCCCGAAAAGUACGUGCUGACCCCUCUGCAGCAGUUCCUGCUUCGGUUCGCCCUCCCCUACUACCCCACGCAGCACAACACCAUGAUUUCGCAGCAGCAGCAGGUGGGCGUCGACUGCAGUUCGGACGGUCUGUACAGCGACCCGAGCAGCCAGAGCUACGUUCUGUGCCAAAACCAGAAGAGCUUCGCCAUCCGGUGUCCCCAGGGCACUGUCUACAGCGUCCAGUCCAACCUCUGCGAACAGCAGGUACUUCAACCUGUGGUCAAAUCGGCGGCUCAACAGUUUGAGCAGCUCAAGAUCGACGAGCACCAAUCGCCAAACGCCCUCGACGGCAGGAAAGAAAAAGGGUACAAGGUGGUUUGUUACUUCACCAACUGGGCCUGGUACCGAAAGGACGACGCCAAAUUUGUGCCCGAGCACCUCGACUCGAGGCUCUGCACGCACAUCGUCUACGCCUUUGCUGCCCUCGAACCCCACGAUCUCAGAAUCAUCUCGUCCGACACCUGGACUGAUUUGGAAAACAAUUUCUACCAAAGGGUAACGUCGAUUCCGGAGCCGCGUCGCGGCGACUCGGACGUGAAGGUGCUUUUGUCGCUGGGCGGGUGGACGGAUUCCUCGGGCGACAAGUACUCGCGGCUGGUCAACGACCCGUCGGCGCGGCGCAAGUUCGUGGCCGAGAGCGUGGCCUUCCUCAGGUCGCACAACUUCGGCGGGCUGCACGUGGACUGGCACUACCCGCGCUGCUGGCAGUCCAACUGCGGCAAGGGUCCCGCCUCGGACAGGCCCAACUUCGCGCAGCUCGUCAAGGAGUUGAGGGCCGAGUUCAGCCGCCAGAGCCCCCCGCUCGAGCUGGCCGUCGCCAUCUCGGGCUACAAGGAGGUCCUCGACGUCGCCUAUGACGUGGCCGAGAUCAGCAGGAACGUCGACUUCAUGUCGGUCAUGACCUACGACUACCACGGCGCCUGGGAGGGACGCACCGGACACGUCAGCCCCCUCUUCUACAGACAGGGCGACAGGUUCCCUCAGUACAACACGAAUUUUACUCUCGAGCACUUGGUUGCGAUGGGAGCUGACCGCGAAAAGGUCAUCAUGGGCAUUCCCCUGUACGGCCAGAGCUACACGUUGGACACGGAGACAAACAAUGACGUCGGCGCCCCCACCUUUGGCCCUGGAGAACCUGGCGAAUUCACGCAGCAACCUGGAAUGCUCGCCUACUUUGAAAUUUGCGAAAGAGUGCACGCGAAAAAGUGGAAGGUUGUGAGGGACAAGUUUGGCGCUCACGGUCCUUACGCCUACUCAGGAGAUCAGUGGGUCGGUUACGAAGACAUCGACUCCAUCAAAGAAAAGGGUCGCUACAUUCGUAACAUGGGCUUCGGAGGUGCGAUGGUCUGGACAGUGGACCUGGACGACUUUACGAACCGUUGCUGCAAAGGACCUUUCCCCUUGCUCAGGGCGAUCAACCGCAUCUUCGACAGGGUGCCCGCCGACAUGGAACCGACGCAGGACUGCAAAAAGCCGCCGCAGCCCGUCACCCCUGCUUCCCCUACCCUGACGACCGGCGUCGACACAGGUGCCGAGUCAACCACAACUCCGAUGAGUCCGAAACCCAUUCAGGUCUCGACGACCAGCCCUUCGACGACCAGCCCUUCGACGACCAGCCCUUCGACGACCAGCCCUUCGACGACCACCCACUCGUGGACGACCACCUCCUCCACAACCACCACCAGCACCACUUCUCGGCCGACAACCCCCACUCCGAGCACCACCACCGCCUCAACAACCCAGGUCACUUGGUGGCCCCAGUCGAGCAGCACUCAGCAGCCAGGGUCGUCGACCUGGUGGCCCCAGGCGACGACGGAGGCGCCGCAGCCGGCGCCCGUCGCCAACCCUCCCGGCGGCGACGGCGAACUUCUAAACAAGGCGUGCGAGCCGGGCGAGCACCACCCCGACCGCAACAACUGCAACGGCUACUACCGCUGCAUCCAGGGCAAGUUGAAGCGCGAGUUCUGCGCCGGCGGCCUCCACUGGAACCCCACCCUGCACGCCUGCGACUGGCCCAGGAAGGCCGGAUGCCAAGCAGAUCAAAAUGUGCCGACGACGAGCGCACCUUGGUGGCCUCAGCAGCCGCCGACGGUGGCGACGACGACGACGACGACCGAAAGGCCGAACGAGUGGUGGACGCCGAGCACGGAAACGUCGCAGCAAAUCGUCGAGGGCCGACCGACCACUUCGGCGCCGCCCAAGUCUUGCGUCUCAGGCUCGUACGACGCGAACCCGAGCGACUGCGGAAAGUUCUUCAUCUGCGUCAACGGCCGACAGACGAGCCAAAACUGCGCCACCGGUCUUCACUGGAACCAGGACAAGAAGUACUGCGACUGGCCCAGCAACGUCCAGUGCCAGGCCAGGAUUUCGCCCGACGUGGAAAUCGUCAACGAGUUUGGCGCCGAAGAAUCCGACGAGCUGCGGCUGUUCAAAGGCGAGGCUUGUUCUCGCGACUUCAUGAGGGACCCUGCCGACUGCUCCGUCUUCUACAGGUGCGAAAACGGAAAGGUCUUGUCUGUGGAGCACUGCGCCGACGGUCUGCACUUCAACGAGGAACAACGGCAUUGCGAUUGGCCUGCCAGCGCCGGCUGCAAGUCUUCCGGAGACUCUUCGGCCGCCACCACCAAACGCCCUUCGCCCGCCACCGUCAACCUCCCUGCACCCGAGCACUCGUGGACGCCCCCUCCAAAGGUCGAGGUCACCACCGUGGCGGCGCCAACCGUCGUCGCCGACCCCGCGCCCGCCCCUUGCACAGGAAAAUGCCUGAUGGUUUGUUACUUCACGAACUGGGCCUGGUACAGACAGGGCGUGGGCAAGUACUUCCCCGAGGACAUUGACCCCGCGCUGUGCACCCACAUUGUGUACGGGUUCGCCGUGCUCGACUACGAAAACCUCAUCAUCAAAAUGCACGACUCGUGGGCCGACGUUGACAACAGGUUCUACGAGAGAGUGACCGAGUUCAAGAAACACGGCAAGAAGGUGUUGAUCGCGAUCGGCGGCUGGAACGACUCGGCCGGCGACAAGUACUCGCGCCUCGUCAACAGUCCCGCGGCCAGGAAACGCUUCAUCAAACACGUCAUCGAGUUCAUGCAAAAGUACAACUUUGAUGGACUCGACCUCGACUGGGAAUACCCCAAGUGCUGGCAGGUUAAUUGCGAUAAGGGACCUGAUUCUGACAAACAAGCGUUUGCCGAUUUCAUCAGAGAACUGCGAGCAGAGUUCGACGCCGCCGGAAGUUACCUUCUGACAGCCGCCGUCUCUCCGAGCAAGACUGUAGUUGACGCAGGAUAUGAUGUGCCUGCCGUCGGCAAGUACCUGGACUACGUUUCAGUCAUGACGUACGAUUUCCACGGUCACUGGGACAAGAAGACUGGCCACGUGGCUCCUCUGUACGAACACGAGGACGACGACUUUUACUUCUUCAACGCCAACUACUCGAUCAACUACUGGAACCAGCAGGGCGUGCCCAAGUGCAAGUUGAUCAUGGGCAUGCCCUUGUACGGCCAGUCGUUCACCCUGAGCAAACCCUCGGAGAACGGCCUGAACGCCCCCGCCACUGGACCCGGACAGGCCGGAGAAUACACCCGCGCCGCCGGAUUCCUCUCCUACUAUGAAAUUUGUGAUAAAAUCAAGAACAAAGGGUACACGGUUGUGAACGACCCUGAGGGCAGGAUGGGUCCCUACGCCUACAAGGAUCGCGACUGGGUCAGCUUCGACGACAUCAAAACUUUGACCAAAAAGGCGCAAUUUGUGGCCAACAUGGGACUUGGUGGAAGCAUGAUUUGGGCUCUGGACUUGGACGACUUCAAGGGCACGGCCUGCGGUCAGGGCAAGUACCCUCUGCUCACGGCCAUCAACUCGCACAUGUGCUCAGCUUCUGUCGUCAGCGACACCUCGCAGCAGACGAGCAAGCCAAGCAAACCUGAGGUGGUGACCUCUGCACCUUCCGUGCCCCCAACAGCCUUCCAACCUGAUGAAAUCCCCACCAAGGCACCAGCCAUGGCGCCGACCGUGGCACCAACUAAGGCACCAAUUCAGCCGAAGCCACAGCCAGUGACCCUGACCCCAGGAGCGGUGACCCCCGGCCCUGGCACCGACGUUGCCACCUGCGGAGGGUCCACCUCGCCCUGCGGCCCUUACAAGGUCGUUUGUUACUUCACCAACUGGGCCUGGUACAGGCAGGGAAAUGGAAAGUACCUUCCGAGCGACAUUGACGCGUCGCUCUGCACGCACAUUGUCUACGGAUUCGCUGUCCUGGACACGCAGUCACUGCUGGUCAAGCCCCACGACUCUUGGGCCGACUUGGACAACAAAUUCUACGAAAAGGUGGUUGCGUACAAGGCCAAGGGUCUGAAGGUGCUGCUGGCCAUCGGCGGGUGGAACGACUCGGCCGGCGACAAGUACUCGCGCCUCGUCAACAACCCCUCGGCCAGGGCCAGGUUCAUCGACCACGUCAUCAAGUUCAUUGAUGAGUACGGCUUCGACGGCCUCGACCUGGACUGGGAAUACCCUGUGUGUUGGCAGGUGGACUGCAAGAAGGGCCCUGCGUCAGACAAGGCUGCCUUCUCGGCCUUUGUCCAAGAACUCAGGGCCAAGUUCGGACCGGACAGACUUCUGUCCGCCGCCGUUUCGCCCAGCAAAUACGUCGUUGACGCAGGCUAUGAUGUGCCGGCCCUAUCGCAGAAUCUGGACUGGAUCGCGGUCAUGACCUACGAUUACCACGGCCAGUGGGACAAGAGGACGGGCCACGUGGCGCCCAUGUACGCGCACCCUGACGACGCCGACGCCACCUUCAACACCAACUUCACCAUCAACUACUGGAUCAAGAACGGCGCCAGCCCUUGCAAGAUCGUCAUGGGCAUGCCCAUGUAUGGCCAAAGCUUCAGCCUGGCCGAAACCACGAACACCGGACUGAACGUGCCCACCUACGGCGGCGGAGAGGCCGGCGACGAAACCAGGGCCAGAGGAUUCCUCUCCUAUUACGAGAUUUGCCAACGCAUCAAGAGCAAGGGGUGGCAGGUGGUGCAGGACCCUCUGAAGACGAUGGGCCCGUACGCGUACCUCAGGGACCAGUGGGUGUCCUUCGACGACCAGGCCAUGAUCAAGUACAAGGUCGACUUCAUCAGGCAAAUGGGGCUGGCCGGCGGCAUGAUUUGGGCACUUGACCUCGACGACUUCCGCAACCUGUGCGGCUGCGAGGCCCACCCCCUGCUCAAGACCAUCAACAGGGGGCUGUGCAGAAUCGACUCGCCGGCGCCUGACUGCAGCUUUUCCUCCAGGUUUGACGUGGAGGAAGAUGAUGAUGCGAUUAAAAUGGUCUCGGCUAGCGAAGAAGAGACGAACCCGAACGAUCUGAGGGAGGACACGUGCAGCCACUCUGGUUUGCAGAAACACCCCGGCACGUGCUCCAAGUACGUCGAGUGCGUCAACGGCGUCAAAAUCACGCGCAACUGCCCGCCAGGCACAGUCUUCAUCUUGGACAAGCAGAACUGCGGCUGGGCCGCCAAGGACAGCACGUGUCUGCCUCAGGAGAACGAGGUGGCCGAGGUCGCCACGCAGGCCCCGCAGGCGCCGCAGCAGGAGCAAAAACCAGUCGUCCCGAUGAAACCGAAGCCGCAACCAGUCACCGAAAGGCCUGUUUUCCCGCCACAAACCGGAGGUGGAAAGCAGUGCUCGGACGAAUUUGUGCCGCAGCCCAACGACAUGAAGGUCAUUUGCUACUUCACCAACUGGGCCAUUUACAGACCUGGAAUCGGCAAGUACCGGGCAGAGGACAUUGACACCAACCUUUGCACGCACGUCCUCUACGGAUUCGCCGUGCUGGACGGCUCGACCUUGACCAUCAAGUCCCACGACCCCUGGGCCGACUUCGACGACGGAUUGGCGCUUUACUCGAAGGUGUCCGCCCUGAGGCAGAAGGGCGUGAAGGUGCUGCUGGCCCUGGGCGGGUGGAACGACUCGCUGGGCGACAAAUACUCGCGCCUCGUCAGCACCCAGAGCUCGAGGAGCCGCUUCAUCAAACAGGCUUUAGACUUCAUUGAAAAGUACAAAUUCGAGGGAUUGGAUCUCGACUGGGAAUACCCCAAGUGCUGGCAGGUGGACUGCAGCAAGGGUCCUGACGCGGACAAGGAGAACUUUGCGGCGCUGGUGCGCGAGUUGAGCGCCGAGUUCAAGCCGAAGGGGCUGCUUUUGUCGGCCGCCGUGUCGCCCAGCAAGAUGGUCAUCGACGCCGGCUACGACGUGCCCACCCUGUCCAAGUACCUCGACUGGAUCUCCGUCAUGACCUACGAUUACCACGGCCAGUGGGACAAGAUGACCGGCCACGUGGCGCCCUUCCGCGUCCACGAAAACGACACCAACGUCUACUUCAACGUCGAUUACACCCUAAACUACUACAUCAAGAAGGGCGCCGACCCUAAGAAACUGGUCAUGGGCAUUCCCCUGUACGCCCAGAGCUUCACCCUGAUCGACCAGUCCAACACCGGACUCGACUCGAAAUCCUCAGGGCCAGGUUUGGCCGGAGAGUUCACCAGGGCGGCUGGAUUUACAGCAUUUUAUGAGGUUUGCCACAUGGUGAAGCAGCAGCAGUGGACGGUGGUGCGCGACCCUUCGGGCGCGAUGGGCCCGUACGCCUACCGAGGCAACCAGUGGAUGUCGUACGAUGACGUGGACAUCAUCAGGGACAAGAUGGCGUUUGUGAAGAAGCUGGGCAUCAGCGGCGCCAUGAUUUGGGCGCUGGACUUGGACGACUUCACAAACCGGUGCGGCUGCGGAAAGUACCCCCUCCUCAGGACCAUCAACGAGGAGUUGCGCGGACAGGGCUGCAAGUUGAACGCCUGCACAUAGGACCGACUCAUACAACUACCACUUGCCAAUCACGCGCUAAAGAAUUGUUCUAAUAAAACGCACACAUUUUUAAGUGCAAUUUCCACAUCAUAAGGAGAAGGUUAAUUAAUAAAAUAUCAAAAUUGUGAUGGGGAAACUGCACAGAAAAUGACCAAUUUUUAGCAUAUGUUUUGUUCAAACUCUUGCUUGAAAUUGGAAAAUGCCGUUUUUAAAUGAAAGUGCCAAAAUUGAGUGAUAUUAAUUCAAUGUUCACGGAUGUUUUUCUACUCUUUCAAUGUACCAGGACACAAAGAUAAUAAUGAAUUGGAACUCUCAACGCACUUAACUUUUAUAGUAGACCAUAUGAGUGCGAUUUUUGUAUGAUCUUUUGUAAUAUUGCAGAAUAAAAACACCAAAAUACUAAAAAAUACCAUAUUAUGUGAGAGCAUUUUAAAUUAA
Neocloeon triangulifer is the source of this 9322-nucleotide messenger RNA. RefSeq names its product probable chitinase 10. The transcript is spliced from 40 exons. Gene Ontology annotation, cellular component: extracellular region. The record is from RefSeq and is a predicted model, not a curated record. Gene Ontology annotation, molecular function: chitin binding; chitinase activity. Gene Ontology annotation, biological process: chitin catabolic process; carbohydrate metabolic process. Lineage: Eukaryota; Metazoa; Arthropoda; Insecta; Ephemeroptera; Baetidae. Bases 161 to 8884 code for a protein of 2907 amino acids.